Molecule: messenger RNA, 5434 nt
Organism: Nilaparvata lugens (brown planthopper)
Lineage: Eukaryota; Metazoa; Arthropoda; Insecta; Hemiptera; Delphacidae
Gene: Ork1
Product: open rectifier potassium channel protein 1
Biological process (GO): potassium ion transmembrane transport; stabilization of membrane potential
Cellular component (GO): membrane
Molecular function (GO): potassium ion leak channel activity
Source: RefSeq, a predicted model, not a curated record
GUAUUGUGGAUCAGGAAUAAUUAUGAAUGGUGUCAUCGAAAAUCAAUGUCAACCGCAAGAUGGACAUGACGAUCGAAGUGUAUCUAAUGAUUAGAUGGAUGGAAAGUGAAGCUCAAACAUAUCUGCUUGGUUGAAAGUUACUUCGAGGAUUCGGCUCCUGAAAUAGAAUAGAAUAGAAUGACUUCUCCAUUUGUUGACGUGGCGAAGUUUGGGCAGUAGUGUCCACUCUAAGACAAUGAGUUAGAUAUCACGUAGAUCGAUCAACGAGGAGAUUUUCAGAGAGACAUCUCUCAACCUCUCUCCUUAGUUGAAAAGAAAAUUUUAAAUGAUUGAAUUUUCAAAAUUUUAUCAGAUUUCGGAUACCAACACUGAUUCUCAUGUUGCUAAAAAAAUUCAAGAGAUUUCAAACAUAGAAAGAGCUCAAGAACAGGAUUCAUCACAAAUUACUUUGUAAGAACAAUGGUGUUCUCUGAGUUGGAAGGAAGAAGUUUACAGGAAGCCUUCAUUAAAAACCAAAUCUUUAGUUUUUAAACAGUUCUCAUCUUAUGAUCUCUAAAUUUAAAAAUGGAAUCUAGUACGGAAGAAUUAUGAUUAAAAUAGGUUGAUUUGCACAAGUUUUGAUUUGAAAUGAAAAUUAAAUAGAGUUCGGGAAAACUGUCUUGAACAUUUUUGUUGAUCAAUUAUGAAUUAUGAUUAGUUCGAGAAAAUUCGUUGUUUUUGAUCAAUUUUUCAUUUAAAUGAAAAUUGAAUGGAGUUCGGGAAAACUAACUUGAAAUUUUUUUGUGGGACAAAUAUGAAUUACGAUUUAUUCUCAAUUUGAAUAAAAUAAAAUUGAUACAGUGAAAAUGUGACAAGACAAUAAUCAAAAUAUUUUUUCGAGUUAGUGUGAAUUUUGAGUAUACUGUGUCAUAGUGACCAAUGAGUCUCUCAGGGAAAAUGUCAAAAAAACAAUGGUUUCUUCUUUGGCUCAUCUUUAUCAGUUAUCUAUUCCUGGGUGCGACGGUAUUCUACUAUUUGGAAAGAAAACUGGAAUUGGAAAGAAGACACAUAGUCAGGGGCGAACAGGAGGAGAUAGAGGAUCUGUUGAGAAUGAACUACGCGGCCGACGCGCCCCAGGAACAGGAACAGAUCCUGUUGCGACUGACCGAGUACUGCGGCAAGCCGUUCUCCACUAAGCAACGCGACAGCAACGCGACAGCAACCGCAGUCGGCGACCGCAACGCGACUGACGCGACAUGUGGCGACGAUUCGGACGACACUUGUGAGGAUGAGAAGCCGAUCCGAUGGACUUUUUACAACUCAUUCUUCUUUGCGUUGACUACGCUAAGUACCAUCGGAUACGGCAACUUGUCACCCACAUCAAUGGAGGGCAGACUGCUGGUGAUAUGCUAUUCUUUGAUUGGAAUUCCACUCAACGGAAUUGUCCUAUCCCAACUCGGAGAAUGUUUUGGAUCCACGUUUAUGAGAGUGCACCAUCGAUAUAAGACGCAUCGCUUCGAAACAAAGCUGAGCCUCAUAAUGGACAUAAUCAUGUACCUCAUACCAGGAGUUGUAUUCUUCAUAUUCAUCCCUUCUGUUUUUGUGUACUUUGAGGGAUGGACUUUCGACGAGAGCAUUUAUUACGCGUUUGUUACAUUGACUACUAUUGGCUAUGGCGAUUUUGUGGCUGGACAGACGGGCAGCGACAACCCAUGGUACAACAUGUACAAAGUCCUUCUGAUCAUCUGGUUCAUGUUCGGACUGGGAUACCUAGUGAUGAUCCUGGGCUUCAUAGCUCGCGCCAUGCAGUCGAAGAAGAUCGCCCGCUUGGAGCAGGCGGUCACUCAGACCCUCAAGCAGACCCACAACAAAAUAUGGAAGGAGUUCACGCAUGAGGUCACCGUUGUCAGGAGAGCGCUCAACGAAAUGUAUCUGCUCAAAGUCAAGCCAGUGUACAGGGACGGCGAGGUAGGACCUCUUCAGGGCAGUAAGCGUCUCUCCCGCUCCGCACCACAGCUCACCGAAUGGCCGGUGCUCCGCCGUCGCGAAUCCGCUCCCGCUAUCGGCGACGAACUGGAGGCCGACGAAGACCUGGAGGCCGCAUUCCGUGCGAAACGCCUACAGCGACGGCAGGCGUUCUCCGAGAAUGUGCUGAAGGCCCGACCGCAACGGACCGCGUCGGACGGCGACUUGACGCUGAUUGACCGCACGGCUACCUUCCGGUCAACGACGCCCGUUGAGCCUGGCCUCCUAUUGGCCCGCAUUGUCGACGCCAUAGGAACGCCUCUGCCCGCUCGCGGUCACGAUUCGGGUUCUGAGUCGGGAUCCGACGAUUAUAGACCGCCAAAGUACAACGUUUACGGAGAUGGCAUCAACAUGUUCAGUGACUCAGACAUCCUGGCGAGCGAGUGGGGUGGAGGGGGUGAUGACAGCCGAGACAGGAGUCGAACCCAAAGCGAGGGUCUCUCCCCCCCUCCCUACCAUUACCACAGUGACUACGACGAGCAGAGAACGUGGUCUGGAAAUGAGUACAACCACUACAAGAACAAUCUGAGCCACAACCCAAUGCCGAGCAAAGAAGGCGUCUGGUCGCAAUCGGAUCAGCUGUUGGGGCCGGCCUCACGCCGCGGCGGUCUGCGCCGAAUGUCAAUGGCCGCCAUCAACUUCUUCACACCGGCCGCCAAAUGGGUCAAGCGCAGUUCGCUCCAAAAGUCAAAUCCUGACGAACUCAAUCUGCACAAUCAGCUGAAUCAGCAAAAUCAGCAGAAAUCAAAUGCUGAAGGACUCAAUCAGCUGAAUCAGCAGGGCGGUAAGCCAACGCGCGAGCGGAAGACAAGCAGUCAUGGGGUCGGAAAAGUGAGAGGGAGACACACUGGUAUCAACCGACAUGCGUCAGAUGGAUAUCUCAAGAAACACAGGUUCUCUCUACAAGACAAUAGUAACCUUCACAACCGUGCUGAAGAAGAUCAUCAGCUAGACGACUCCGUCAACUACCUGUCCUACACGACGGGACGGCGUCCCAGUCUGCUGGCGGCCCUGGCGCGGGAAAUGGGACCGAAACGGGACAGCGCGGUUAGCAUCAGUCCUAACAUCAGUGCAAGCAUCAGUCCCGUACUGGAGCAGACCAGUGUCGCCGACUUCAUCCGAGUUCUGUCGACUCUACACGAUCAGCAGGACGCUCAAGGUCAUCUGGAGCGUCAAGGUCAUCACGAUCACAAAGGUCAUUACGAUCACAGUCUGACCAUCUGUAACGGCGAGUCGACGUCGCGGCGGCGUUUAUUCAGAUCGACGUCGACGCUUGAUACUUAUCAGCGGGCGGAAGCAGUCAACCCAUCCCUGGUAACAUCGGACGCAGCUUUCACUCCCUCACCCGCAGCCACCGACAUCAGACGGCGACGCUUCUCAUUCGUGCCAACCCUGUCCAGCUUCUCCACCAAUGACAAACAACCUCUCAAGAAACCAUCAACGGAGGGCCUCUUCCAACGACACAGGUCCCGAUCACAGUCUGUCUCCCCGGUCGACUCGAGUUUGUCCCUUGCCGCUCCCGUGGACCGUCGAAUCAGGAGAUUAUCAUCAGGGGGAACGAAAGACAGGUCCUUCCUGGGCCGCAGGAGUUUCAGUGUGAUGACGUCACCUAGGGGUGCUCCUCCUCCACCACUCCUCAAGACGCUCACCCCUCCCAGGUUGGUCGUGACGUCGCCUGAAGGUCAUGAAGAAGCCACUGAACAUUCGCGGUUCACCGUUUCACAAGCGGAGUCUAGUGUUUCAAUACAACAGCAUGAAGAUGCCUCACAAUCACAGACCAGUGUAGCAUGGCAGGCUUCCAAAGAUGCGUCAACUGAUGACAGAGACAGUUCAAACGAUAAGAAGGACAGUUUAACUGAUGUUGUCGUGGUCAAGUUAUGACGAAGGCUGUGAUAUUAUUUACGAGAUAUAGUGAGGUGCACGAUAGCAGUUUUUGAUUAGCUCUGGUGUUGCUAUAGUGAGGUCCACGUUAUAAUGGCAGUGUUUGAUUACCAAUGGUAUUGCUAUCCUUGUCUAUCAUUCAACAAAGGGGAUAGGGCUAUCCUUCUCUAGCUCCGCUACGUAGCCAGGACGUCUCUUUCUCGCUUUGCUCUGUUGCCAGAUCGUCUUUUAACGAUAUAGAAUCCUAUACUAUUAAACGAGCAAUUUCCGUUUAUAUGUUUAUAUAUAUCUGUAUGUGACCAAAUCUCGAAAACGGCUCUAAAUUUGAAAGAAAGUAGGUUUAUGAUAUAAAAAUUCGAUUGCACUAGGUCUCAACCCUGGGAUAACUCGCUGAAGGACAUUAGAAGGAUAAAUACGUUCUUGGAAAAACAGCUGGAAAUUUUGUCGUCUGUUGAUGAUGGAAGAGAGUGAGCGAAUGAAUCUCUGUGGAACUGAGACAAAAUUAUGACUCAGCUGUUGAACUUUUGUAAUCAUUCAAUCAGUGCCGGUUGUACAAGAGCCGGUUUAAUUUUAAUCCUGAUUGAUUCCAGUAGAACCAAUCUUAUAAGCUAUCUUUUUGAAAAAUGGUCUUCUCUGAUUUGGAUUAAAAUUGAACAUGCUUAUGUGAGAGAAAUUUUUGCAUUCUUCUGGGAAUUAAUCUCAAUCCACUGUGAUUAGAUAGAACGUUUUUGUAUGAACUACAGGCUACAUAUAUUAUAAUUUCUUCUUUCGUGAUAAAUUUCAUAUGCUUUUGUACUCCGAGCGGAGCUCGGUGCCCCGAUACCGUAUUUAAUAAUAAUUAUUUUAUUUUAUUAAGCAAGAAAUCAUAUUUUUCAAUAAUUUCAUAAUGAAUUUUCAUUCAUUAUAUUGAUAAUUUCAAAGGAGAAUGAACAGUUAAUGUUACAUCAAUAAACCUGUAUCAGCUACCGUCUGUAGAAGGCAUUGACAAGACAGAGGAUCGGCAACGUUUUCCUCCUAUCUUCCUCUACUGCCAUAUAACGUGGACCUCACUAUAGACUACUUGUCUAACAUUCGACAAAGCAAAUAGCGCUAUCCUGUUCUACCUCUGCAACGAGCCACAUCGUUUUGUGACAAUGUAGAAUUACCUAAUAAAAAAAUGUAUCAUCUAAUCAUUGAAAAAUAUCUUUGUCCUCGACGAAUAAAAAUAUAAUUGGUCAUUUCAAACCAAAAUGAACAGUUGAUAUUACAAUAGAUUCAUCGGUAUGAGCUAUCUUCUAUAGAAGGCAGUGGCAAGGCAGAGAAUCGGCAACACUAUCCUUUCUUCCUCCACUGUAUAACUUGGACCUCAUUAUAGCUAUGUUAGCUAUAUUACGGAGUUAGUUGUAUGUAGUUAGCUACGGAGUGGAUUGAUGAUUUUGUAACAAUAUUGUACAAUCAAAUUUAGCAAUAACUUCUGACCUCAUCAAACUGUGCAUUACUAUGAUUGUAUACUACUUGUAUAGUAGGUAGGCUUGAAACAUAAUAAUAAAAGCUAUCAAGUACCGCUUUA